Rhodamnia argentea is the source of this 737-nucleotide messenger RNA. RefSeq lists its product as uncharacterized. NCBI's taxonomy places the organism in Eukaryota, Viridiplantae, Streptophyta, Magnoliopsida, Myrtales, Myrtaceae. The transcript has 3 exons. The coding region runs from base 21 to 737 and encodes 238 amino acids. The record is from RefSeq and is a predicted model, not a curated record.
GAGAGAAAAGCCUCAUCACAAUGUGGCGUGUCGCAGGCCCGUCUGAGUACCUCGCCGUAACAGGAGGAUCCAUCGAGGACUUCAAGCUCGCGAAGGCGGCGUGGAUAUGGCCGGCGGUAUAUGCAGGCAAGACCAAGAUGAAGGGUAAAGUCGGUGCUGGACAGACCAAACACAAUGCUGUGAAAACCGAUUUAGAGACCAAGGCCAAGAUGAAGGGUAAAGUCGGUGCUGGAAGGAGUAAACACGAUGCUGUCAAAACCGAUUUAGAGACCAAGGCCAAGAUGAAGGCUGCGAAAACCGAUUUAGAGACCGAGAUUACAGCGAGGGGAACCCGUAAGGCGGAGAUAAAGGAGAUGGCGGCCACAAGGGCGGCGAAGGUCUUCAAGAACCAAGCCACAGAGAAUGAAGCAUGCCCUCAAAAGGGUAACAAUGGAAAAGACCAGCAAAAGGGAGGAAAUACCCGGCAGCAGCACAUGAAGGGUUGUCUCAAAGAUCCGAGGAAGCGGCCUUCCAAGGGACAGAAGAAGACUGUCAGGUUCAACUUGCCUGAGGAUGAUCUUGGGAGCAGGUGCAGGAGGCAAACUGGCGAGCUCCAUAAGAACGAGAGGGGCCGAGGGGCAAAAGGCGAACAGCGGACGCUAAAACACUAUGGCAACAGCCGGAUGCCGCUUCUAACAGGCCUGCAAAACGUAUUCCGGCCUGUUCAUUUGACAGCGGCACUUCCCCUGUUUGGAUGA